Messenger RNA from Suillus fuscotomentosus, 312 nucleotides. RefSeq lists its product as uncharacterized. Bases 1 to 312 code for a protein of 103 amino acids. The transcript has 3 exons. NCBI's taxonomy places the organism in Eukaryota, Fungi, Basidiomycota, Agaricomycetes, Boletales, Suillaceae. The record is from RefSeq and is a predicted model, not a curated record.
AUGUCCAACAAUGCAGACAAGAUCAAGCUCGAACUACCUUCAAAACUACGGACAUUCAGUUUUACUUUUGAAACCAAGUGGCCAGGGUCUGUGACAGUCGAAAUCUCGCUACAACGGCCCACCAAGCGGCCCAGAUUACUACAAGUUCCUGAACAUGUCGACCUCAGCGCGACCGAACCUGAAACUCCUGACCGACUUCAAGUUAUGCGCUGGCAAGAGGCCCAGAAAUAUAAAGAGGACGCAUUAUAUGGGAUGGUGUUCAAUAUUCCUGCACCGGCAGCUUGGCAGCUUCAGCCUGAGGCGGUCUACUGA